Molecule: messenger RNA, 833 nt
Organism: Cololabis saira (Pacific saury)
Lineage: Eukaryota; Metazoa; Chordata; Actinopteri; Beloniformes; Belonidae
Gene: urad
Product: ureidoimidazoline (2-oxo-4-hydroxy-4-carboxy-5-) decarboxylase
Exons: 2
Coding region: 197-721 (174 amino acids)
Biological process (GO): allantoin metabolic process
Molecular function (GO): carboxy-lyase activity
Source: RefSeq, a predicted model, not a curated record
UUGCGGAUGCCUUUAAAACUUGAUCAAGUUCCCUUUUUCAGUCAGAUAACUGGCAUCUAAACCGGCUGAGAAAACAUUAACCACAGCCGGACAUGGGGUGCUUGUUCUGUGCGUCCACCAGUGCGUUAACCCGGGGUUGCGAAGUUUUGUCCGAAGGUCAUUACACCGACGCAACCACUAGUGUUCCCACAAAAGCAUGGACAUAUCUGCUGUUAACGCUCUUCCUUACGAGGAUUUUGUGAAUAUUUUCGAAAAUGUUGUUGAGAGAUGUCCACUUAUUCCGGCUGCGGUGUGGACGAGGCGUCCCUUUGUGAGCCUGGGUGACAUGGAAGCUGCUAUUAAUGAGUUUAUUGACGUUCUCCCCGACUCAGGUAAAGAGGGGAUCCUGAGGUGCCACCCGGACCUGGCGGGCAGGGAUCUGAGGAGCGGGGCUCUGACCCGCGAGUCCCGGGAGGAGCAGGCGAGCGCCGGCAUGGCCGCGCUCAGCGCGGGGGAGGCGGCGCGCAUGGCGCGGCUCAACCACGACUACAAGGAGCGCUUCGGGUUCCCGUUCGUCAUCUGCGCCCGGAUGAACGACAAAGCAAAUAUCUUGCAGCAGCUGUCCCAGCGCUGCCUGAGCGCGCGUCCGGCCGAGCGGGCCCGCGGCAUCGAGGAGGUGAAAAAGAUCUGCCGCCUGCGUCUCCAAGCUCUGGUGCUUCCAGACGCCCCAAACAAGCUAUGAUCCUCACCCAUCUCAAUGAAAAAACUAUCAUAAUGUCAAACUUAAACGCUGUCACAGUCUUUAUUAUUUCAGAUGCAUUAUUAGGCUAUUAAAAUAAAGAAUUAAUCUAACA